GGCUUAUGCAUAUCAUCGAAACACGGAAAGUCCUGGACCUCAGGAUCAACUUGAAGCCUUCCUAUCUUCUGAUCCCACAAACCGGCUUCCACCACGAAAAGUCAAACUUGCUUAUUUUGGACCUCGGUACUUUCCAGCUGAAGAGCAUCAGCCAAGGUCACCACCAGAACUCCAGCAGUUCCUUGGAGGAGAUCAUGGACAAAGCCUAUGACAGAUUUGAUGUCGAAAUCAAGAACGUACAGCUGCUGUUUGGCAGAUCAGGGGAAGAUUGGAAAAAGGCCCGGUCUGAGCCCGCAUCCCUGCUGCACAUAUUACGUCCCAUGGACAUCCGUGUCCAAGUUGCCAAAUCUAUGGUGGAGAAGGACGUCAGGAUGGCAAAGUUUAAAGUGUCAGGCGAGCUUCCUUUGGUUCACCUGAGAAUUUCUGAUCAGAAGAUCAAAGGGGUUUUGGAGCUAAUUGACAGCAUUCCUCUCCCACAGAAAUCCAGUGUUUCAGUUUCAACUGCAAAGGCUCCGGCCAUUCCUGUGGUCUCUGAGGGAAGGAAAGACUUCCUUGGGGCCACACGAUUGCUGGAAGAAUUAGAACCAGAAUCCGACGAUGAAUAUUUUGAUUUCGAUGAUUAUCCCCAACAACCGGAGAAAGUGGUUCCCCCCACCAAAAAGCAGCUGAAGAAUGAAAUUGAAACUGUUCAGGAGGAGCUGACGGACCUGCAAUUAAAAUUUGAAAUUAAGGAGGUGAUUUUGGAACUGACCAAGCAGCUGCAGAGGGAAGAAACAAUACUCGUAUUUAACGUGCAGCAGCUUGGGAUGGAAGCCACUGCUAGGACAUUUGACCUGAAAGCUGAGACUUACUUGAGAAAGAUUAGCCUGAAUUAUUAUGAAAUUCAAGGUAAACGGCAGCAAAUUCAUUUGAUCAGUUCAUCGGAUGUCUCCGGAUUAGACCUUUUGAAAGUAGAAUAUAUCAAGGCCGAUAAAAACGGUCCAAAAUUUCAGACAGUUUUUGACAAUACCGAGCAAAGAAUGGAGGUGACCUUCUCCUCCCUCCAAGUGGUGCUGCACACCCAGGCUCUUCUCUCAGCUCUGGGGUACCUCAUGGCGGUGGUCCCAGCAAGGGAGAAGCAGCCCCCAGCCCUGCAGAGACGGGAGGAGACCCAGAGGACGGAAUCUACGUGGAAAGAAGGCAAGGUGAAAGAACCGGUGCCGUCGGCUGGAGCCCCAAAAUCCAGCCUCUCGGAAGAAGCCCAGAAGGAUGAUAAGACCAGCCUCCUGCUGAACUUUGAAAUAAACAAGGUCUUAGUUACGUUAACGAAGCAAGUGGAAAAGCAAAGCUUUCCUUUGUACAGGCUCACGAAUUUCCUGAGCAACUUCCAAAUCGCCACCGAGGCCUUGAGUGCGGCUACGGUGCAGGCCGCCGAGAAGGCCGCCACCAGCAUGAGGGAUUUCGCCCAGAGGAGUUUCCGCCUCGCCAUGGACAUCAACCUGAAGGCCCCCGUCAUCGUCGUCCCGCAGUCUUCCGUCUCUUGCAACGCUGUGGUCUUUGACCUUGGGCUGAUUAAAAUACAGAACCGGUUCAGCCUGGUGCCGGCAGAGGAUUGCUCACUGCCUCCCAUCGUGGAUAAAAUGGAGGUUCACCUCACCCAGCUGAAGCUGUCCAGGACAGUCUUGCAGCGAGGGGCUUCGCAGCCAGACAUUCAAAUUUUGCGCCCCAUUAAUCUGGACCUUUCGGUCAACCGCAACCUGGCCGGGAUGUGGUACCACAAAAUACCCCUGGUGGAAGUCCAAGGUUACCUUGAUACCAUCAGCCCGGGAGGACUUCAUCAAGCUUAUGAAACAUCUAUUUACUAUUCCAAAGGAGACCCGUUAAAUAUUAUUAGUUCUUCAGAUGAAUCCGGCAAGCAUCUUCUAAAGAUGGAAUACGUUAAGGCCGAUGUUGAUGGUCCUCACUUUGACACCGUUUACAACAGAACAAAGCAGUUGCUGAAUGUAUCCUUUUCUUCGUUAGACUUAAUUUUGCACACCGAAGCCUUGCUUUCUAUCAUGAAUUUUUUCACAUCUGCCUCAAGUGGUAUCACGCCAGCUGAGAAGGGGGCUGAUGUAGAGCGACCAUCAGAAGACCCCAAAACAGCUGUUGCAAAAUCAGGUAUCGGAGGGUUGAUAUCUCUCUUUAUAGAGCCAAGGUGGCACAGUCUCUCCACCCGUUCCCCUUUCAUUUGUAGGGCGGUGGUGGGGAGCAGCCCUCAGCCAGAGAUCGAGAUUUUGCAGCCGGUCAACCUCCAGCUCUCAGUUCAGAGGAACUUGGCCUCCGAUUGGUAUCUGCAGAUUCCGGGGAUCUCCAUCCAAGGAGACUUAAAGGCCAUGCUGCUGCAGCUGCGCCAUCAAACAUGUCGGUGGUCGCGCACAUCUUGGACCCAGAAAUUGUGUUUGUGGCCAACUUGACCAAGGCCGAUGCGCCGGCCUUGGCAGCUUCCUUCCAGGGCAGCUUCAUGCUGUCGGGCGGCUCCGAGGCGAAGCACAUGACCGCUCGGGUCCUGGACCUCAGGGUUCUGGCCUGCCCUUUCCUCCGGGGGGCGGCGAAGCAGAACGUCACCACGGUGGUGCAGCCAUGCUCUUUAAUUGUGGAAGCCACGAUGGAUACUUCCGGAGUGCAAAGCGUGGAUGUGAACAUGGAGACCUUGGUUGUGAAAGUGUCGCCAAUCAUUCUCAACACUGUAAUGACUAUCCUGGCUGCUAUGAAGCGGCAGGCCAAGGAGGAGGAAUCUGGAGGGACCCCUUGUAAUCCUGUGGACCUCUGGAGCGUCAAAUCCGUAGACGAGUGCCAGAGUUGGUUCCUGGGCGUCGACAUGGCCACGGAAGCCACGGAAGCCUUGGUAGCCAGCGAGCAGAGGGAAAAAAAGGAACAUUUUGUGGUGGUGGUGAAGUCGGUUCAAGUCACCCUGGAGUGCGGCUUGGGACAUCGUACCGUCCCUUUACUCUUAGCGGAAUCUGCAUUUUCUGGAACGGUGAAAAAUUGGUCUUCUCUCAUGUCAGCCCAGGCUGAUGUGACGCUGGAGAAACCUCAGCUUCACAACAGCCAUUUACGCCUUGGAGAACUGGGGCUGCAUUUCAUGAGGUCAUCGGGACAAAUGUUUUCGGACGGCUCUCUAGAUGUCAGCACCAAGAUGGAAACGUGCACCUUGGACGAUCUCAGAGAAGGGGUGGAGAAAGCAACUGCAAGAAUGCUGGCCAGGAGGGAUGGUAAAGCCGAGAGCGUCAUGAUUGAUAUCCGCUACAAGCAGGAUAAAAACGGGGCCGACAUCGUAGCUGUCUUGGAUCAGCUGUAUUUGUGUGCCAGCAUGGAGUUCUUGCUGACGGUGGCCGACUUCUUCAUUCAGUCCAUGCCUGCAGCCGGAGCGGCGGAAAAACCGGCCCAGUUGGCUUUGAAGGCGUCUUCCCAGGGAAAGCCUAGGCCUGAGAAAGAAACAAAGGGGAAGGGACAACAUGAAAGAAAAUUGUUUUGGUGCAAAACAGGGCCGGAAGGCUACAGUGAGGUCUCAGGGGUUCCCAUCGCCAAGCCAGGGCGGAGGCUCCAUGCUGUGAGAGCGCCCCAGAGCAGCUCCUCCAACUCGGUCGUGGUGCAGAUAGACGCAGAAGAAGGGAACAAAGUGAUUACCCUGCGCUCCCCUCUCCAGAUUAAAAACCACUUCUCUGUCCCAUUUAUAAUCUACAAAUUUGUUAAGGACAUUAAACAGCUGAGGCCUUUAGGUGUGUCUCUUCCAGAAGAGGAAUUUCAUGUUCCCUUGGAUUCGUAUCGAUGUCAGCUGUUUGUUCAGCCAACAGGCGUCUUGAAGGGACAAUAUGAGCCAUCCACAACCUACAUUUCCUGGCAGGAAGAACUGCACAGGAGCAGUGAAGUUACCUGUAUGCUUCAGUGCCCAGCCGCCGAUGCCCGUUUCCUGCCACUCCGCUUGAAGGCCACGGCCGUGCCCGAUGAGCUCAACUUCAUCGCAACCCACAAGGAGAACUGGGAGCCGGCCUACAUUAUUCAUUUCUACCCCACGCUUACCCUGCAGAACCUUCUGCCUUACUCUCUGCAAUACAUCCUCGAGGGCACCGCGAAGGCCCACGAGCUGCACGAAGGAAGUGCUGCCGAUGUUCUCCACUCGAGAAUCAGCGGGGAGGUCAUGGAGCUGAUCGUGGUCAAAUACCAGGGCAGAGACUGGAGCGGGCGCUUUCGUGUCCAUGAUGCCCUGCCGGAGUUCUUCCCUGUCUGCUUCACCUCACAUUCUGCCGAAGGGGCUACGUUGGAUGUUUACCUUCACGUCAAGAAGUCCAGCACCCACACCACCCUCUCGGUCUAUAGUCCCUACUGGAUCAUCAACAAGACUUCCCGGAUCCUCCAGUACCGCGCCGAGGACGUUCAUGUGAAGCACCCAGCAGACUUCCGGGACACCGUCUUAUUCUCCUUCAAGAAAAAGAAUAUUUUCAGUAAAAACAAGAUCCAGCUGUGCAUCUCCACCAGUACAUGGUCAAAUGGUUUCUCCCUGGAUACAGUGGGAAAUUCUGGAUGUGUGAAGUGUCCAGCCGGCAACAUGGACUUUCUGUGUGUUGCAUUUUGGCCUGAAAGUCCCUCUGGCAAGCUCUGCAUCAGAGCCAGCGGCUCCGAACAAUUUUCCAAGCCCUUCUUCUACAACCGACAGGACAACGGGACCUUGCUGAGCCUGGAAAAAAUGAACACGGGUGUCCUGGUGAACGUCAGCCUGGCCGAGCAUUCCAUCGUUAUCAACGUCUCCGAUUAUUAUGAGGGGGCUGCCCCUGCGUUGGUCAUCAACCAGACUUCGUGGGCGACUCUGAAGUACCAGCAGAGCGGCCUGCAGGAAGUGAUGGAGCUGAAGCCGAAGGAAGUUAGACUGUUCGUGUGGGAAGAUCCUACAGGGAUGAGAAAAUUAAGUUGGAACUAUGCACAAAACACGGGUGAACUGGAUCUUCUCAAGGACGAGUGUGGGCAGUUUCCGUACAACGCCAACACCCCCAUCCACUGGGUCUCUUUCCUGGACGGGAGGCAGAGGGUCCUGCUGUUCACGGAGGAUGUGGCUUUGGUGUCCAAAGCCAGGCAGGCCGAGGAGAUGGAGCAGCCUGACCAGGAAAUAAACAUCGCUCUUCAGGGCCUUGGCCUUUCCCUGGUCAACAACACCCGGAAGCAGGAGAUCUCUUACAUAGGCAUCACCAGUUCAGGCAUCGUCUGGGAACUGAAACCAAAGCAACGGUGGAAGCCCUUCAACCAGAAGCACAUCAACCUCUUGGAACAGGUUUAUCAAAGGCGUAUCUCUGCGCAGAGCACGGAGCCUUCCGGCUGGAUUAAGAUCAACAACAACUUUGAGAUAAACUUUGAUAAGGUGCCAAUGGAAAUGCGCCUUCCAUUCAGAUGCAUAAUCAAGCGAGACUUUCUGUCGGCCAUCCAAAUUGAAUUCAAGCAGUCGGCGCAUCAAAAGAGCUUACGGGCUCAGUUAUACUGGCUGCAGGUUGACAACCAGCUCCCUGGUUCCAUGUUCCCCGUGGUGUUUCACCCUGUGGCUCCUCCCAAAUCCAUCGCACUCGAUUCAGGUGAGAUGAAUUUCAAGCACCAGUUGACCCACAAACUCAGGGGUACCCAACCUUGGCUCGCUUUCUUCGAAAUCAGAUAUCAGUUUUACAAAAGAAAUGAAUUGCUGUGGAGAGUCAUCGGCCAUUACAGAGGGCAAUUCCUGAAGCAGAUGUACAUCCUUGUGUUGGGGCUGGAUGUCCUGGGCAACCCCUUCGGCUUAAUCAGAGGCCUUUCAGAAGGGGUGGAGGCCCUCUUCUACGAGCCCUUCCAGGGAGCCGUCCAGGGGCCCGAGGAGUUUGCCGAGGGCUUCGUGAUUGGCGUGAGGAGCCUUCUUGGCCACACCGUCGGGGGUGCAGCCGGCGUGGUGUCCCGCAUCACCGGCUCGGUCGGAAAAGGCCUGGCCGCCAUCACCAUGGAUAAGGAGUUCCAGCAGAAGAGGCGAGAGGAGAUGGGGCGCCAGCCGAGGGACUUUGGGGACAGCCUGGCCAAAGGCGGAAAGGGCUUCCUGCGGGGAGUUGUUGGCGGAGUAACUGGGAUGGUCACAAAACCUGUAGAAGGUGCCAAGAAGGAGGGUGCGGCUGGCUUCUUCAAGGGCAUCGGGAAGGGACUGGUGGGAGUGGUGGCCCGCCCAACCGGGGGCAUCAUUGACAUGGCCAGCAGUACCUUCCAAGGGAUCCAGAGGGUGGCCGAGUCAACCGAAGAGGUCUCCAGCCUGCGCCCCCCUCGCCUCAUUCGCGAAGACGGGAUCAUUCGGCCCUACGACCGAGGCGAGGCUGAGGGUUGCGACUUGUUUGAGAACUCCCACAUCAAGAAGCUGGAGGACGAGAGUUUCCAGCACUAUUGUCCAGUCGUAGGAAGAGGAAAAGCCUACAUUGUGGUCACCAGCAGGAGAGUCAUCUUAAUGAAAGAAGUGGAGAUCCUGGGUCACAUGACCACAGACUGGGAUUACCUAUAUGAAGAUUUUACACGUCCCCCUUGGACAGAGGAGAACCUGCUGCAAAUCUUCGUUAAGAGAACAUGUCAAGCCAUUGAUGCGGCCGAAGGCAGCAGGCACCAGCAGACCCUGGUGAAGCAGGCCUCUCUGAAAAGGAGCACCUCCAGGACCUGACUGGGGCGUGGAGGGUCUUUGCAGGCUCUGCCCCCUCCUGUAGGAAAUCCCUGGCCUCAGCUUUAUUCUCUCUAGAUUUCAGUCGGUUGUGGGGGUGCUUUUAGGAAACCUGGACAAUCGAGGAGACCCCAAGGAAAGAAACCCCCAGUUUCCUUCUGCUUUCAAUCCCCUUUUAAUAAAUUAAUCAAAACCCCUUUCUACUGCCUCCGACAGAAAGUAAGUUUUUCCGUGAGCCUCCUAUCCGGUCUAGCCAGAGAGAGGUUUCUGUAAUGCAGAAGACAGGCUCUUCCUUACUCUCCAGGGACGAGUGGAUGAUGAUAGCCAUGCGGUUGUAAUCAGGGACAGACCUCCCUUCUUCAGGCCGGUCAGUAAAGAAUGCCUAAUUAUGUUCAUCGCUCUUAUUUAGAUUUAUGAGAUACAGAAGUUUGGCUUAGAAGACAAAUUCUCUGCACAUUUCCACCAGAUUCUCUGGCGACACAGAAAAAUACCUAGGCUUAAAAGAACGAGCCAACACGUUCCACCUCACACCACCAAACGCAGAGGUUGGAAGCCCACCACCCUCAACUCCCACUGCCUCUCAGCUCCCUUAUCUCUCCUCCAGUGAAGUUUAGCUUGGGGUUCAGCAGCACCCAGGCGCUCGCCAGGGAUCAGGCCCCGUGUGGCUCAACCCCUCUGAGAAAGACUCCUCCAACUAUUCCUGCCAAAGUCCUCUUUGGAGGCAACGUAGUAAAUCAGAUGGGCUGCCAUGGAGGCAUUUCUGCUCCACCUUCAAUAUUUCCUAGGCCCAAUGAUUUGUGUUUGGGGGGGUGGGGGGAUUGCUCUCUUUUUUUUAGGUGGCACCUUCAUACUCACAACAUGCUAGUAUUAACAUCAACAUGGCCGGAACUGGUUAAUGACAUUAUUAGCUCCGUUUAUAAUCUCAGCACAUCUUAUUUACACCCCAGAAUAAUCCUUCAGUGCCAAAAGAGUUUGCAACGAACAAGAUACAGAUUUAUAUGCCAGCAGUUGCAGUCAGAUUAGGCUGGAAUCACUGCCCCACGGAAAAACACAGUAGCACAAACUCUUAUUUACAAAACAGCAGGAUCAAUGCCUAAAUAAUCUUAGGCUCUUAACGUCGAACUUUAAAUGAGGCAGAAACUCUUAUGGCCAGAUCAGAGUGAAGCAGAUAGACGUCUUCAAACUUACCUAGUUCACUCAGGGACUUUGGCUGUUGGUCACAGAAAAUGUACUAUUUUCCUGUGUUUACCUUUGUUACGUAUACUGCCAAAUAAAAAUAUUUUAUAUGCAA
Thamnophis sirtalis is the source of this 7955-nucleotide messenger RNA. The record is from RefSeq and is a predicted model, not a curated record. NCBI's taxonomy places the organism in Eukaryota, Metazoa, Chordata, Lepidosauria, Squamata, Natricidae.